Messenger RNA from Rotaria socialis, 966 nucleotides. The record is from the annotation of a GenBank genome assembly. Lineage: Eukaryota; Metazoa; Rotifera; Eurotatoria; Philodinida; Philodinidae.
AUGCUCAAUAUUUUAUUUCUAAAGUUAAUUAUCUUCGGUAUUAUAAUAGUCAACGGUGAAAUCAAAACUGAAUCAGUACAAUACGAAAGUGUUUUUAAUAAACCACAAUUCUAUAACCAACAACGAAAACAAGUACAACAAAAUGCUGGUCAAAAAUGGUACUACACAUCCAAUCAACAACCAUCGGCUUAUUCAUGGUAUUGGACCAAUAAUGAUGCACCCUCAAAACAUUUCUAUAAAAGCACUUUACCAAAUCAUCAAGCUGAUCAACUGUCGCAUUGGGCGUGCGGAAGAAGUCAAGUAACAAAUCGAUUCGGACGUAUUAUGGGCGGACAAGAUGCUGCACCUCAUUCAUAUCCAUGGAUGGUUUCGUUAGCGAAAAGGUCACUCAAUAAUUUGCAUUUAUGUGGAGGAGUUCUAUUAACACGACGUCACGUUUUAACUGCUGCACAUUGUAUAGAAGAUUUUGAAGGCAUUGGCGAUAUGAAUAUACUAACCGGAAUUCAUUAUAUAACUGAGAAGAGAAAACCAAUAUCUGCAUUAUCAAUUGAUAUACAUCCUCAAUAUGAUGCCGACACAUUUGCUAAUGAUGUUGCAAUAAUAACUUUAGCUUCGAUAUUACCUGAAAAUGAUCCACGUAUAGGCACAAUUUGUUUACCGCCGGAUGACGGUAUAGGAAAAACUUAUCCGUCUCCAGAAUCGUCUGCUAUUGCAAUCGGUUGGGGUUCAACGUCAUUUGGUGGUCGUCCAUCUACAUCACUAAGACAAGUUGUUUUACCUAUUCUUGAAACAACAAAAUGGCCGUGCAACAUAUAUGUGACCUAUUCUCAAGGACAAAUCUGUGCGGGACAACUCAGUGGCGGCAUUGAUACAUGUCAAGCGGAUUCAGGCGGACCAUUAAUGGUAGAAAAUGCAGAUAGCCGCUGGGAAAUAAUAGGUAUUACAUCAUUUGGUAAAUCAUGGUAG